GAAUGUGAGGCGGAAUGGGGAAAGUGUGUGUUUAAGAGAGAGGCGAGCGAGAGGGGGAGUGAGAGAGAGGAGAGGCAAAGCACUAAGUGGACCAGAGAGUUGAACAUCACAAGACUGCACACAAUGAAGGUAAGAAAAUACUUUUAAAAAUAUUGACAGUGCCUUGAGAUGUCAAGAUAACUUACAUUAUUAUUACUUGCAUUAUAUUUUGGGAUUGUUAUGUGCUUUAUUUCUCUCUUUCAUCAUAUGGACUAUAAUAACUAGUUGAAAUACAGUGCCACUUCAGGACUAGUAAGUUUAAAACACAGACAAGACCUGCAGGAAAGUAACCUAAUUUACACAUAAAGUAGAUCUAGCUUGAGUUUAUCUGGAUUACAAAUGAGUAAGGGCAAUAAAAAAACACCAAUAAAUAAACCUAUAUCUGCACUGUGUAUUGUGAAAACAUAAUGUUGGGUCCUGAUGUUUUCAUUAGAGACCAUGUUCUGAGACACUUAUAAGAAAUGACUAUUCCCCCUACAGAAGGCCUCAAUGAAUGCAUGUAUGAUUGGGCACCCCACUGCAUCUAUUUUUUGGACCACUGCGCCUGUUUGUUGCUGCCUGAAUAGCACAGGUUGAUGAGAGGCCCUGUCAGUGGCUGCCUAUGGAACCGCAUAAGGAUAGCAAACCAUGUAGAAAAACAAAUCGUACUUAUCCAAUUCAUUGUGCUAACAUUGAUAUGUUUGCUCCUUAGUCACAAGGAAAGUGGCAUAUUCUUUAAAAAAAGUAUUUGCCCCUUAUCCUUUCAGUUCUUGUAGCAGCUGAAUGUCACAAGGAGAAUAUCUUAGAGCGCUCGGAGAAAUGCCAAAGGGUAAUACUAACCGCUGUACGGUCAGAACUGCGUGACAAUGGCCUACAUUUGUAGAGUAGUCUACUAACUCUCUGGACUGGUGAGAAGUCAUCUGCAUAGCUACGGAGUCAUUCAACAUUGCAGGACAGAUUUUAAUCAUAUUUUGAGGUGAAAUGUGCCUGGUAGCAAAAUAAAGGAAUUGAUUGUCUUGUUCAAGCCUCAUAUUGUAUAUAAAUUGUGCAUUUGAAUUGAGUGAUACAGUAUACACUGAGUAUACAUUUGGACAUUUUAGAGUAUACCAACCAUUAGGAAUACCUUCCUAAUAUUGAGUUGUCUCAAUUGUCUCAAAGCUUGAAAAUCCUUCUUAACAUGUCUUCUCACCUUCAUCUACACUGAUUGAAGUGGAUUUAACAAGUGACAUCAACUAGGGAUCAUAGCUGUCACCUGGAUUCACCUGGUCAGUCUAUGUCAUGGAAAGAGUUCCUAAUGUUUUGUAUACUCCGUGUAUGUAGCUAUUUAAGGUACUAAACUGUCUUAUUGUGAAAAUAGUCAUAUUCAUGGGAGUGGAUUCAAAGUUUAGGUUGAAGUGUAAUAGAGUAGACAGGAUGAGUUUUAACUGCAGUUGAUCAAGUCCAAGAGACAACAAAGAACCCCUUGCUCUCCAUUGACAUAGGAUAUAUUUUGUCUGUUUGAUUUUUAUGUUCUGUGUCUCAGGGUAUAAUAAAUAUAAAGUAAACGAACAACUUUGGGAUGAAUGCCACCAUGAACCAGACAGAGGGGCAGUACAGAGACAGCUACAACAUCACACCUCGCAAUGUAACCGCUGGCUUCCAGUCCCCUUUCUCCCCGGUCAUGGACAAGGCCAUCAAUGGCAUCACCAUCAUCAUCCUCUUCAUCACCAUGGUGUCCCUGGGCUGCACCAUGGAGAUCUCUAAGAUCAAGGCCCAUAUCCUGAAGCCCAAAGGGGUGGCUAUCGCAGUGGUGGCCCAGUUUGGUAUUAUGCCCCUCACCGCCUUCAGCCUGGCCAAAAUCUUCCAGCUGGGCCCUAUCGAGGCUGUGACCGUGCUGAUCUGUGGCUGCUGUCCCGGGGGAAACCUCUCCAACAUCUUCGCCCUGGCCCUGAAGGGUGACAUGAACCUCAGGUGAAACGCAUUGAUAUAUCUGUUGUGAGGAGAUUACAGCAGUCUGCUCCAUCAGGCUGCUGAGGGUUUUCAACACAUUUACAUCAGGCCACAGAGGCUAUUAACAUGUCAGACAAAACUUAAAUGGUAUCUUCUUGAAAGUAAAUUGUUUCACAAUAGAAAAAUGCAAAUGUUUAAAUCAUUUUGCACAUGGCAUGAAUGCAAAACAAAAAAAUCACACAAACUCAGUUAAUAAAAAAUGGAAUUGAAAUUAUAAGAAGUUUCAUUCCCCCCUCUUUUUAUAUCCUACAGCAUUGUAAUGACCACAUGUUCUACUGUUUUGGCCCUGGGUAUGAUGCCUCUGCUGCUCUUCCUAUAUUGCCAUGGCUUCAAUAACUUGGAAAAAGCUGUGCCUUACACUGGCAUCACCAUAGCUCUCAUCAUGACACUAGUACCCUGUGCCAUUGGCAUAGCCAUCAACCAUCGGGUACCGCAGUACGCUCAGAUCAUCAUCAAGGUAAGCUUGACUAAUGCAUUUAUACAGCAUGUUCUAAUUACUAAUGGACAUGAAUGGACAGCCUCUGUAAAAGCAUGCCUGAUUUGGCAGAGCUUUUACUCCACAGGUUGGUCUAAGCAUCUUACUGAUUGCUUCCGUGGCCAUUGGCGUCAUGUCAGGUAUCACCAUUGGGGGAACAGUGAGGGUGGUUCUCUCACCCCAACUCAUGGCCACGGCUGCACUGAUGCCCCUGACAGGCUACCUGCUGGGAUAUAUCAUGUCAACCAUCCUCAAAGUCAAUCAUCAGUAAGUGUACUGCUGUAUUCAUCUGUUCAAGGAUGGGACUGGGCCAAGGGGAAUGUAUCCAUUCAUAGCUAUCAAUAAUAAUAUACAGUUGAGCGAACCAUGUAACAAAUAUUUUCUCAGAUGCAGGAGGACUAUUUCUAUAGAGACAGGCUGUCAGAACAUCCAGCUGUGUUCCACCAUCUUGAAGGUGGCCUUUCCCCCGGAAGUCAUUGGCCCCCUGUAUCUGUUCCCGCUGAUCUACAUCAUGUUCCAGGGAGGCGAGGCGUUGCUUUUCAUCAUUCUCUUCAGAUGUUACCAAAGGUUCAAGCCACCAGCUGAGGGUUAA
Messenger RNA from Coregonus sp. 'balchen', 3074 nucleotides. The record is from the annotation of a GenBank genome assembly. NCBI's taxonomy places the organism in Eukaryota, Metazoa, Chordata, Actinopteri, Salmoniformes, Salmonidae.